Molecule: messenger RNA, 753 nt
Organism: Lachancea sp. 'fantastica'
Lineage: Eukaryota; Fungi; Ascomycota; Saccharomycetes; Saccharomycetales; Saccharomycetaceae
Source: the annotation of a GenBank genome assembly
AUGGAUCUAGAACACCAUCUUCGUUACAUGCGCAUGGCCACCAAGCUUGCCAAAUACGCUCUGGACCAUGACGAAACUCCCGUUGCUUGCAUAUUUGUAUACACACCAACAAAUCAAGUAGUGGCUUACGGGAUGAACGACACCAAUCGCUCUCUUACAGGUAUCGCACACGCAGAGUUUAUGGGUAUAGAACAGAUCCAGGCCAAAUUCGGAGCCUUUGAUACCUCUGUAUUCCAUAACAUAACCCUCUACGUCACUGUGGAGCCUUGCAUAAUGUGUGCCUCGGCUUUAAAGCAGCUGGGAAUACAAAAAGUGGUCUUUGGGUGCGGAAACGAAAGAUUCGGUGGUAAUGGUUCAAUUUUAAGAAUUCAUCAAGAUGCGUCCACUACGCCCGAAAACAAGUAUUGGUCCUUACCUGGUCUUUUGAGAAGAGAAGCAAUUAUGCUUCUAAGGUAUUUUUAUGUGCGAGAAAAUGAACGUUCGCCAAAACCACGAGCCAAAGCUAAUCGAAAGCUCGAUUUGACAACUUUUCCUUUCAUGGAUUGGAGCACAUAUCUUUCUCGAGAAGAAUUUACAACCAUUUAUGGUCCAGCAUUGCUCAAGUUUUACGACAACAAGCUUGAUCUCAACGAAAAAUUGGACUGGGACCUUAUAAACAACAAUCAAGACGAGUUCUUCCGGGACCUGCAAGAGCAAUGUGAGAACUUUUCCCUACAGGCCAGCAAAAAAUGUAAACCGAAAACCGUGAGCUAA